Messenger RNA from Eruca vesicaria subsp. sativa (arugula), 1457 nucleotides. Lineage: Eukaryota; Viridiplantae; Streptophyta; Magnoliopsida; Brassicales; Brassicaceae. The record is from the annotation of a GenBank genome assembly.
AUGUCGGAGUCGGCAGAUUUUGAAUUGCAACGAUGUUGAGGAGAUUACUGACGCCAACAUCCUCUCGCCGUAUUCUCUCUUCCACGAUUCCUUUCUUCUCUAAACCCUCUCUUUCACCGUUCUCUUCACUGUCCACUUCGCCGGAUCCACCUUGCUCGGAGAGUAGCACCGUUGAACAUGUCCAAGAGGCCGCCGGAACAACCAUCUCCGUCGACCGUUCUGCUCUCUUCACUCCCCUCGAACACUCUCCUGAACCCACACCGGACUCUGAGCUCGUCAAGCACCUCAAGAGCGUCAUCAAGUUUCGAGGUGGGCCAAUCUCAGUGGCGGAGUACAUGGAGGAGGUCUUAACUAAUCCUAAAUCAGGAUAUUACAUGAACCGUGAUGUGUUUGGAACUCAAGGUGACUUCAUCACUUCUCCUGAAGUAAGCCAGAUGUUCGGCGAGAUGAUUGGUGUUUGGACUGUGUGUCUUUGGGAGCAAAUGGGAAGGCCGGAGAAAGUUAAUCUCAUUGAGCUAGGUCCAGGUCGUGGAACACUCAUGGUUGAUCUCCUUCGUGGUACAUCAAAGUUUAGAAAUUUCACGGAUUCGUUGCAUAUACACUUGGUGGAAUGCAGUCCUGCGUUGCAGAAGCUUCAGCGUCAGAACUUGAAAUGCACUGAUGAAAGUAGUUCAGAGAAGAAAGCUAUAAGUUCACUAGCUGGGACACCUGUGCAUUGGCAUGCUACUCUUGAAGAGGUGCCUUCAGGAGUACCAACAAUAAUCAUAGCUCAUGAGUUUUAUGAUGCUCUUCCAGUUCAUCAGUUUCAGAAAUCUCCUCGUGGCUGGUGUGAGAAAAUGGUUGAUGUAGGGGAAGAUUCAGAGUUCCGCUUUGUUCUAUCCCCACAGCCUACACCAGCAUCCUUAUAUCUCAUGAAACGUUGCACAUGGGCUACACCUGAGGAAAGAGAGAAGCUUGAGCAUAUCGAGAUCAGCCCCAAGUGUAUGGAUUUGACACAAGAAAUGGCCAAGAGAAUAGGCUCAGAUGGAGGUGGAGCACUUAUAAUCGAUUACGGGAGGGAUGAACUCAUUUCAGACAGUCUUCAGGCUAUUAGGAAACACAAGUUCGUCAACAUACUGGAUGAUCCAGGGUCUGCAGAUCUAAGUGCUUAUGUAGAUUUUCCUUCAAUAAAACACUCUGCUGAGGAAGCUUCAGAAAAUGUGUUGGUUCAUGGACCUAUGACUCAGUCUCAGUUCUUGGGGUCGCUUGGGAUAAACUUCAGAGUUGAUGCGUUGCUACAGAACUGUGAUGAUGAGCAGGCUGAGUCGUUGAGGUCUGGAUACUGGAGGCUUGUUGGAGAUGGUGAAGCACCCUUUUGGGAAGGAGAUGAUGAAGAGACACCAAUUGGGAUGGGCACAAGGUAUCUUGCAAUGGCUAUUGUUAACCGGAGCCAAGGCACUCCAGCUCCAUUCCAGUAA